This is a messenger RNA of Aspergillus uvarum CBS 121591, 1445 nucleotides long. RefSeq lists its product as uncharacterized. The transcript is spliced from 4 exons. Lineage: Eukaryota; Fungi; Ascomycota; Eurotiomycetes; Eurotiales; Aspergillaceae. The record is from RefSeq and is a predicted model, not a curated record. The coding region runs from base 1 to 1020 and encodes 339 amino acids.
AUGUCGACACACCAGGGUUCCGACCUGUUCAGCGAAGGGAAGCAUGAGGGGUUCUCCAAAUAUGUCAAACGCAUAAGAACCGCAAUGAGGAGGACCUCUACCAUCAAGGCAUUUCCGGCGCCCGGUAUACAGGGGGCUACUGAGGUACCCGCCUCCAGUCAGAACACUACCCUGACAGUUACUCCUCGCCCACCUGCCACCAGUGUGGCCCCCAAUGCGACGGUGCUCUCCAACUGGGGAGUCAUCCAAGAACAGAAGGCGCGCGCAUUGUUCGCAAAGUAUGGAUUAGCCGUCGAGCCGGGAGAAUGGAAGGCGGCUAGCGAUAUGACCGUGCAGCGAGUGGUCAGGCCGAUCCGUAUGCGAGUCCGCCGUACCUGCCACCGCUGCCAGACCAUUUUCGGACCCAACAAAGCUUGCGUCAAUUGUCAACAUGUUCGCUGCACAAGCUGUCCGCGGGACCCCAUUGCGAAGCCCGACGACAAACAGGCACAGACCGAAGCUGCACUCCAAACCCUCCUGUCGCAGAAAACGCCUGAGAUCGCGCCGGCGCCGCGCCAAUUCAGAGAACCUCGCUUGACCCUACCCUCACGUACCGGUGGCCAGGAUUUGGUCCAUAACCAACCUCGCCAGAGGAUCCGGCGAACCUGCCAUCGCUGCAACACCGUUUUCGCCGCAGAUGCUAUGGAAUGCAAUACCUGCCAACACAUUCGCUGUACCUUGUGCCCUCGCGAACCGGCGAAGCUUAACAAAUACCCGAAUGGGUAUCCCGGAGACGCCGAGCCUCCCUCGGAACUACCUGCACGGACAUGGAAGAAGCCCCGUCAACGGGUUCGAUACUUUUGUCACCGCUGCAACAACGUACUCCAGUCGCGAGAAACCAUCUGCUCCCAUUGCGGGCAAGAGAAAUGUGACGAAACCAUACGAGACCCGAAACGCAAAGAAAGGCCAGAACCCGACCCUGAGAUAUCGAAACGAGUCGAAGAGCGAUUGGCGCAUGUGAAGAUAGUGAGCAUGGGAUAAAUGGAACGCUGAAAUGACUCAUUGUCAAUUCAUCCCACGAUCUACGGCCCUAGUAAAAUGCUCAACAAGUUCUCUCUUUUUCCCUCGCCAGAGCCCGUUCACCCAUACGGCCGGCCUUUUGCGGAAGCCUCACGUAUUCUUGUCCUCAGCCUGGAUAGCCUGAGAAUAGCGCCCAGACGAAUAGCCCCGGGAAGAGUUUGGUGGGGGCACAGUAGGGCUGGUCCUGGACGGCUGAAUUGGUACAUGUGAUUGCGUACACUUCAAGGACUGCAGAUGUUUGCAUCUUGAAGCUUCAGUCAUCCUUGAUAACAUAAAGCCCCAGGAGUAAUAUCUCGCUGUGUAAGGCCUGUGGAUAUGCGCUUACGAUGGUAAUUCUUCAGCAAAAAACCAAACCCAGCGUUACAUCGCUGGACUUGCUACGAAAU